Molecule: messenger RNA, 4798 nt
Organism: Mya arenaria
Lineage: Eukaryota; Metazoa; Mollusca; Bivalvia; Myida; Myidae
Product: DNA polymerase epsilon subunit 2-like
Exons: 15
Coding region: 32-1603 (523 amino acids)
Biological process (GO): DNA-templated DNA replication; error-prone translesion synthesis
Cellular component (GO): epsilon DNA polymerase complex
Molecular function (GO): DNA binding
Source: RefSeq, a predicted model, not a curated record
UUUCAGUAUGUAAACACGCGGGAACGUCAAAAUGUCAACAAAGAUUAAAAGUCAAAUUUCUUCUACUUUUAAAAUGCAUGGCCUUUCUCUUCGAAGUGAGGCCAGCAGGUAUUUGGUAGAUGUUUUCUCACAAGUUGAUGAGGAUGAGUUCCAGGAAUGGCUGGAUAAAAUCAUUGAGAUUGUUCAAAAACAGCCUUUGUCGUCAACGCUGGUAGAUAAGAACAUAUGUGAGACAGCUGUACAGGAGUGUAAUGCUGAACACAGUGAUGAAAGCGACAAUGUAUUUACUGUGAUAGAUGCCUUCUCUGUGCCAAGAUUCACAUAUCAAAAAGACAGAAAGAAGUUUAUACCAAACUCAACUCUGGGAAUUCCCCCUCCCUGUCUCCAUGGCAGUGCUAACGACAAGGCCAGCCUGUACAGAGAAAGAUACACAAUUCUCCAUCAGCGGACGCUACGGCACGACCUGUUUACCCCACCAGCCCUGGGCAGCACUCCCAGUGAAAGCAAAAAGUUUCAGUUAAAGCCUAUAGAAUACUUGCUGGGUACGACGGCGAAGCUGGGAGACGUGAUUGUCCUCGGGAUGCUCACACAACUCAAGGAGGGCAAAUGGUACCUGGAGGACCCGACUGGAGUGUGUCAGAUAGACCUCACUAAGGCUAAAUUCCACACUGGCUUGUUCACAGAGAACUGUUUUGUGCUGGCUGAGGGCUGGUAUGAAGAUGAUAUGUUCCAUGUCAAUGCCUUUGGCUUUCCCCCACCAGAACCUGCAAAAACAACCAGGUCGUUUUUCGGGAAUGUCAACUUUUUCGGUGGUCCCAGCAGUACGAGUGUGAAGGCUUCCAGUAAGCUACAGCAGAUUGAAGCGGAAAACCAGGAUGCCAUGUUUAUUGUCUUGUCUGAUGUCUGGCUUGACCAGAUCAAGGUGAUGGAUAAGUUGAAGACAUUAUUUAAUGGCUACUCUAAUUUUGCCCCCACCUGUUUUAUAAUGUGUGGUAACUUCCUGUCCACUCCACUUGGGACAAACCAUGCAAAAGUCAUGAAAGACUGCUUCACAAAGCUAGCUGAAUUGCUCAGUGACUAUCCAGAGCUUGUCCGAGGCAGCAAGUUUGUGUUUGUUCCUGGGCCCCAGGACCCUGGACCUUCUACAAUUUUACCCAGGCCUGCUAUUCCAAACUCUGUCAUAGAAGAGUUCAAAAAGAAAGUUCCAUCUUCGAUAUUCACCAGUAACCCUUGCCGAAUACAAUACUGCACCCAGGAAAUAGUUGUGUUCCGAGAGGACAUUGUAACAAAGAUGUGCAGAAACUGUGUUAAGUUCCCGGAGGAUGGUGACGUUCCCACUCAUUUCACAAAGACGUUGCUGUGUCAGGGUCACGUGACGCCCCUCCCCCUUCAUGUGUCCCCCGUGUAUUGGCCAUAUGACUCUGGGCUCCGUCUCUACCCUCUCCCGGACCUCAUCAUCUGUGCCGACAAACACGACCCCUUCCACACUACAUCCAUAGAUUGCACUGUUAUGAAUCCUGGUUCAUUCCCUCGUACAGACUACAGUUUCAAGGUGUACCUGCCUGCUACUAAACAGAUAGAGGACAGCAAGAUAGAAGGCUGACAUGGGAUGUGGGCUUGGAUUAUGGGGGAUUUUAUUUAUUAGUGCUGAAACACAUCUUGUGAGGUUGUGCCUUUUUCAUCUGGGGUACAUUGGAUGAAACAAUGCCUCUUGUCAUCUUUUGAACUUGCUAUCUAAUAAUAAACUGAUCAAAAAUAUACAAUGAUCUGUUAGAAAAGGGAAGGGCUAUAUAUGGAAUUCUGUAUUUAUUUUUAUGGUCAUCUUCUUUUGAUGAAAUAUAUGAUAUUGUUCCACAAAACAAUUAAAAAUGAGAUGAACAAGUAUCGAUCAUAGACAAAAUGAAAUAAAUGUUCUAGAUUAUGGCCAAAAACCUCAUUAGGGAGUUGAGAAUGAUCGAUAUUGUAUUUGUUGUCUUUACCUAAGUAAAUUAAUGUAAAAAAUAUGCAGUAUCACAAAACAUAGAACUCAGUUCGAUAAACUGCCUUUGUGUUUUAUAGGAUUGACUGGAGUUGUGUCUCUUUGUUUCUAAUGUCAGUCUGAGCAUUGUACCUGGGGGUUUUAACCUAGCUUUCCAAUGUCACAUUAAAGGGCCCGUUGGUUAAAAUCCAUGCAUUUUGGCUUAUCUAGGCUGUAGCCAUUUAUUGUUCACCAUGAAAAGCUAGUGUGUUUAGUGCAAGACCCGUGUCAGUUGCUGAAAUGUCAAGGUCAUGCUUAAGGGUCCUUGUAUUUUGACUUAUCCUGGUGUUCACCAUGCAUUAGAGAAUUUUAAAAUAAAUAUAGAAAAGCCAAUAAAACAAUAUGAGUUCCAUAUGCAUAAAAAAAUGUGGCUGUAUGACAUAGUUUGCACUCAAGAAUAUAUACCGUAGGGCAUUAAGAGUUACAUUGUCCGUCUGUACAACUAUCCACUUGUUCAAUUUGCCUUAACCUUUUUAUUGCGCUGAUUGAAAACCUGGGUCCCGUUUCAUUGUAAUGUGUCUAGUUGUUAAGUUUUAUCACCAUAGAAUACAAGUAAUGUGUGAUUUUUUAUGUAUUUACCUAUCAAUUAAUGUGUAAUUGCUAGCGCUAUGUUUCUGAACAUUUUUGCUUAUCAUACAUUUGUAUUUUCAAUGCUUAAGAUAAAUGGCAAUGGCUGCAUCCUUUUUUUCAUUUAUUUUAUUUUUAUGACUGAAAAUCUUACAUAAGUGUUAAAAAUAGUUACUAAUACCAGUAGAUAGGUAGAAAUUAUUGCUUUUAGAAAAUAUAGAAUUCCUAGUUUUCAUUAAAAAAAAUACUAUUAAAGCAGUUGUUAAAACCACAUUUAUAUAUAAAUUCUACAUUACUUCUUUUAAUUUAUGGAAAAAGGACAUUUUUGUGACUACCAUAAAAUGGUUUUCCAUUUCCAUUAAUUGCGACAAUUACGCCUUUUAUAAUAUAUUUUGAUAAUCCGAACUGGGCAUGAAGCCAUUUAUGAUUUUAUUCUGGCUAAUAAUGGUUGCUAAAAACUUUUAGGAGCAAAAUAUGCUAUUUAUACAACUGUUUAUGAAAUUAUAUUGUAAUUAGGCGUAAACAAAAUUAUGUUUGUUUCCAGUUUCCCGACCUGCCCUGUUUUUUUACCCGACCCUAGGCAUUUCUAGUGCCUGGAGAAACAUAUUUUUUUAUUUGUUUGAAUUUAAUCUACCCCGGUAUUAAAACUUAAAAAUGAUGCUUAAACUGAGUGUAUCAAUUUUUAGGCCUUAAUAGAAAUUUAUGAUUUAUCAUGUUUGAGUAAAACAAUUCUACAGUGAAGCACUGGUUUUGGUAAUGCACACAUUUUUGCCUUAAAUCUCAUAACAAUUUAAACAGGUAUUUUAAGAAGGAGGUAUGUUUUAGCUAGCCAAGUAACAUUCAACUUAAUCAUAAUGAUUGUUUUUGUUUGACAUUGACAGAGCUGAAUGAUAUUGCUAUUUGUUUUUAAUUUUGAAGAAAAAAAUAUUGGUACAUUUAUUGCCAUCCUGUUUUUGUCACAUUAUGAAUCUUAUUGGACAUUUUAUCCUCUGAAGUAUGUUCAUUUAGAGGAGCCCUAUAAAUCUUACCUGAAUUAUUUGUUAAAUAAUGUCCCUUGAUCAACAAAGAAAUACAGACCAGUGUUUGAAACAGCAGACAAGGAUAGCAUCAUGUGAUCAGCAUACCCAAUGCUGGACAAGCGGUAGCAAUUGUUGACAAGUGUUAGCAACAUUGAACAAUUGUAGUCAACAGUGGACAAGCAUUAGCUAAGGUUGACAAGUGUAGGCAAUGGUUGAGAAGCGUUAGCAAUGAUUGACAGGCGUUAGCAACAGUGCAUAAGAGUAAGCUAAGGUUGGCAAGUGUAGGCAAUGGUUGAGAAAAGUUAGCACCGAUUGACAGGCGUUAGCAACAGUGCAUAAGAGUAAGCUAAGGUUGACAAGUGUAGGCAAUGGUUGAGAAGCGUUAGCACCGAUUGACAGGCGUUAGCAACAGUGCAUAAGAGUAAGCUAGUGUAGGCAACAAUGAACAAGUGUUAGUCAAAUUGUUUUGAUUAUCUUAUUUUCACAUAAUUCAAUAAAUAUUAUCCAACAUAUGAGCCUUAUUGUGCACAUUUGGGAUUUUAGACAUAAUGUUUACAAAUGAAAUAAUUAUUUAUUGUAAGUGCCAAAAUGUUUAAAACACUGAGUUUUUUCUAUGUGUUUUAUUAUCUUCCAAACUACCUUAUAUAAAAGGAUCAUUGUCAUUCUUGCAUUUUUUUCUUGAUGAUUUGUAACAAUAACUUAGCUCAUGUUUCCAUAUCAACCAACACUUUUUAUCCCAAUUAAAUCAACAUUAAUCCUACAAGUCUGUUUCAAAGGCCUAAUAGUUAAUAAAUCAUCAAAUCUUUCUCUACUUAUGUUUUAUAAAGAUUCUGUGCCUGUCAUUUCAAUCAUGUACUUUUUAAUGUGACAUGAAACUAUAAUAAUUGUUUUACAAUUAGCUAUGAACAUGUCUUAAGAUAAUUCCCAUAUUAAUCACUUUGAUUUUUACCAUUGUGAUGCAGUCAAUGAUGUAAAUGCUAAAAUGUUGAACAAUAAUGAUUUUUCUUGUAAUGAAUGAUCAUAAUACAGCUGUAAACUUUCAUCAGCAGUUAUCCAACAUGUAUUAACUUGUAACAAUGAAAUGGGGGGUUGAGCCAUCAUUGUUUCCCUUGUUAAUGUAUAUUUUAUCUGGAUGUAAAUCAUGUACAUAUAUAUACAUCUUAUUACCAUGCUAAAAAAUAAACGCAUAAUUUUA